Messenger RNA from Triplophysa rosa, 7053 nucleotides. RefSeq names its product DnaJ (Hsp40) homolog, subfamily C, member 6 (gene dnajc6). NCBI's taxonomy places the organism in Eukaryota, Metazoa, Chordata, Actinopteri, Cypriniformes, Nemacheilidae. The record is from RefSeq and is a predicted model, not a curated record. Gene Ontology annotation, cellular component: cytosol. Bases 2146 to 5043 code for a protein of 965 amino acids. Gene Ontology annotation, biological process: dephosphorylation. Gene Ontology annotation, molecular function: phosphatidylinositol-3,4,5-trisphosphate 3-phosphatase activity. The transcript has 18 exons.
UGACAAAGAAACUAGCAUCAGUAUAUUUAUGUUGCAUAUCAUUAACUGUGAAACACUUUCAGGUUAAGUGUAUAAGAGAGGUGUUCACAGAGGUCAAUUGCUUUGUCAAUACAAGUGAUCUCCUCCCAUUCCAAGCAAGCUACUAAAACUUCAGCAUUCAUUAUGUUAACAAGUAAUCCAACCCUGGCCAUGAAUCUAAGUCAAUAUAUUAACCAAUAUAACAAUUUAAACUCGGUGUGAUCUAUACUGAAUCACAGAUGUGUGAGAUUUGUGAAUUGUGCAGCAUGCUUGGUACAGCAUUGUGACUGUGUGAAGAUGACAGUUUGUAAAUAUAAUAACUGCCAACCCACAAAUUCAAAAGAAAGCAUAGGAAAAAAACAAAUAAAUGUGUCUUUACUUGCCUUUUCAAUUCUACAAAAAUAUAAACAAGAUAUGCAACCAUCUAUUUGUUUCCAGAAUAUUUGUAGAGCGGCAUUUCUGUAAAGACUCUUGUACAAUUGGCUGUUUGUGAGAGAUUAUAAGACAUUUACAAGUUACAGGCCAUAACAAUGAUCACAAGGUGUGUUAAAAAGCAACUUUGUGUGAGUAUAACAUUAACUCCCAGACAAGCCAUAAGCUUUUUUACAUUAAAAGUUGUUGUACAGAAGAGUAAUUUUAUUUCCACCUGAGGUAGAAUGUUGCUGCUGUUUGCUCUUACAUCAAGUGCAUAUGUUUAUCUGUUCCCUCGUUUGCUGCUUUUAUAAAAAAGAUAUUAACAUUUAUCCUCUUGACCGCCCUACAUCUAAGUGGUAUAUACUGUGUUUAGUCAAUGGCAUCAGAUUGUCUCUUCAAAAGUUGAUUGUCUUUAUAGCGGCAAAGGUAAAGCGAUGAAUUGGAGUUAACGUUAAAUUGGUAUUUAAUGGCAGACAGCAACCAGAGCUUUUCUCUCGGUGACACUUCCUAAAUGCUGUGUUCUCAGUCUCACUCUUCUCAAAAGGUUUCCCAGGAUGCAGCUCACUUAUGAGAAAGCAUGCAGUCCCAUAGGCUGCCAAGCAGUGGGGCUGGGAAGGGAAGCAUCAAGUGGCUCAAUUAGAAAUCAAUCAUCCACCCAAAGAGGAAGUCUGAAACUGGCAAAGCACUGAACACUAUCAGGGUUACCCAAAGACUGCAAAGCAAUAGAGGAUUGUUUGUCUGCACAAUGCUGGGAAAAGAAAACAAUGCAACUUCUAAACAGCAACAAUUGAGUGCAAUAGUAAAAGCAAAAAUACAAUUGUGAUGAAUAAACACUUAAAGUUUUUAACAUGAUUCAUAUUUAUUAGAUGGCGGUGCGAUUUUAAACAAAAUAAAUAAUGUGAUAUGCGAUACGAUAAUGCUUUAAGUCUGUAAAAUCAAAUGUAAAAAUCAAAAUAAAACGGAAACGGAAAAUUAUACAUCCAACAUACAUGUUUCAAAAUUCUUUUUAAAUAUUAAUCAUCUGUCACACAUCAGGCACAGUCGCUCUGUUAUCUGCAUCCACUUGAAACUUUGAUUAAACAUAACUUGUUAAAUUAUUUAGUUACUGCAAACCAUUGCGAUAUGCACAUUUGCAAUAUUUCAAAAAUAUCAUUUUUUUUUCAUUAUGGUGAUGAAAAUAGAAUGAGAAACAAAAUAAAAACAAGUAAGAAAACAACGAGACAAUGCAAAACAUGUUUUAUUGGCUUGGUAAAAUAUUCGCUUGGUUUUUAUUUUGUGAUGAAAUAUGACCUGGUUCUUGACAACUUGCUAUUAAUUUAAAUAGACAUUUAUCUAAUGCAUUACUAAUAAUCUAAUAAUACAGCUCAUUCUAAUAUUAUGUUCGUUAUUGUUAUCAUUAAACUAAAAAAAGAUUGUCUAAAAGGGCCAAUUGAACCAUUUGGGGUCCUUUUAUCAAAGGCAUUGAAGUGUGUUCUGGCUGCAGAGUCAGGCCUAAACCGGCUGCAUUGAUUGGCUGCUCGGCUCCGUGUGUGUGCAGCGUAGUAAAUGCGGUGCUCGGUGACACACACCGCCCUCCUCUCUCCUGCAGCUAGCGGGCGUAUGAAGCGGGCAGCCUGCUGGAAACCCCAUUAUUCCAACCCUCCGAACAUGUGCAUUCUUCUAGUCUCUUGAAACCGUCGUUGUCGUACGUCUAUGUGAUUUCCAGUUGUGCUAAUGAGCCUGCUAGGUGGCUACAAGAAAAAGAGCAGUUAUGAUGGCUACGAAUCUUUGCAGUUGGUCGAUAGCAGCGGAGACUUCUGCACCGGCGGCGGCGGCGCUUUGACGGCGGUAACACUCGGCAUCGGUAAAACAGGCCCCGCGCGACAGGACGACUACAGCACCAUGGACAGCUCAGGCCCUCCGUCUCCAGAUAUGGACGGAAACUAUGGAGGGGGACUUCUGGAUAUGGUUAAAGGAGGUGCCGGAAAGUUCUUCAGCAACAUCAAGGAUAACCUAAAAGACACCAUCAAAGACACCUCUACUAAGGUUAUGAAUCAAGUGGCCACGUAUACGAAAGGAGAGCUGGACAUUGCUUACAUCACAUCACGUAUCAUUGUGAUGUCAUAUCCUGCUGAAGUAGUGGAGAUGGGCUACAGGAACCACACAGAGGAUAUCCGCUCUUUCCUGGACUCACGGCAUGCCGACCACUACACUGUAUUCAACCUGUCACAAAGGAACUAUCGGGGCGCCAAGUUCUCCAACAGGGUGUCCGAAUGCAAUUGGCCUUCCCGACAGGCCCCGAGUCUUCACAACCUGUUUGCAGUCUGUAAGAACAUGUACAAUUGGCUCAAGCAAAAUCCCAAGAAUGUGUGUGUUAUCACCUGCUCGGAUGGUAGAGUUCCUUCGGGCGUGCUGGUCUGUGCCAUGUUCUGUUUCUGCCACCUUUUUGCCAACCCGGUGCCAGCCAUGCAGCUUCUUAGCGCCAAGAGGCCUGGAUCUGGCCUGUGGCCCUCCCACAGGAGGUACAUAGGUUACGUAUGCAGUUUAGUCUCAGAGAAGCCCACGGUACCCCACUCGAAACCGCUAGUCAUUAAAGCGGUCACCAUGAGUCCUGUUCCGUGCUUCAACAAACAGCGCAGUGGCUGUCGGCCAUUUUGUGACGUACUUAUCGGCGAGACCAAGAUAUUUUCUACAGCUCAGGAGUACGAGAGAAUGAGAGAACACCGAGUUCAGGAGGGAAAAGUUGUCUUUCCUGUAGGAGUGAGUGCCCAAGGAGACGUGGUGAUUUCUGUCUUUCACAUGCGCUCUCAUGCACUACAGGCCAAGGUAACAAACACCCAGAUACUCCAGAUUCAGUUCCAUACUGGUUUCAUUGCCCCAGGCACUACAGUCUUAAAGUUUAUUAAAACAGAGCUGGAUGCUUGUGAUUCUCCCGAGAAAUAUCCACAGCUGUUUCAUGUAGUAUUAGACAUCGAGGUGGAAAGCACAGAGAAACAGAAAGAUCUCACACCUCCAUGGGAGCAGUUCCCCACCAAAGAUCUGAGCCCUAAUGUGCUUUUCUCCUGUCAUCAAGAACAUCAGGACGCACUGGCCAUUGCAGAUCCAGCCCCAGGCCACGGAGGUUGCGGAGGCAGAGUGGGACCGAAUGAGGAAAGCGAACCCUCGGAUGAUGAGAUGCUCUCCAUAUCCAGCCAGCAGAGCAACACAAGCAACGACAAAACAAAAGCGGCCAAGAAACCAGAGCACCAGCCUGCAGCGGCCGCUCCUCCACCUGCUGAAGAAGUAGAUCUGCUUGGGCUAGAUGCGGCUCAGCCUCCUCCAUCUUCCCCACAACCUCCCACUACAAGCAGCACCACAGACCUGCUGGGAGAUCUGUUUGGAGCUCCGCCCACACCACAGCCGGCCAGCGGCCCAACCUCUGCUCAGUCAACUCCUCGGAGAUCCGCACCCUCUUCUUCACCCUGCCCGUCACCUCGAUCUGGAGACACUUUUGACCCGUUUGGGUCUGGCCCUGCUCCCGCCCCUAAGCCGCACGACUUCAUGGGGGCAUUCCUCGGUCCAGGUAAUAUGGGGCAGCCAGACCCCUUCCUGCAUGCUGCACGAUCUCCAUCUCCUACAAUGCAGAACAUGGGCAUGGGUCGAAGUUCACCUGUGCCCCCCACUACCCCCACUGUUAACAUUCAGCAGCAGAGCUCUACAGGAGCGUGGGAAUGGAACAAACAAGCACCUACAGGUGAAGGGUUUGGGAUGGGAAGCAAGUCCGCUAGCACCAGUCCAACUAGCUCAGUGCACAGCACACCCACCCACCAGGCCAAACCCAACACUCAGGACCCUUUUGCGGAUCUGGGUAACUUAGGAAGCAAUCUGGGAGGUGGAUCAGGAUUCUCCAGCAAACCCACCACGCCCACUGGUACAGGAGGAGCAUUUCCAGCCAUGGGCUCCCCCCAGCGUCCUGCUCCCUCUCCGCAGCACACUGCCUCUGGAAGCUGGCAUCCCGGUACAGGCUUUCCUUCAUGGCAACCUGGUGGUACGGGUCAGUGGCAACCUCCGAACCAGGGAGCACACCACCAGACCCCACCUAAGGCACCUGGACCAUCCAUGCCUCACACCUCUCCACAGAACAGACCAAAUUACAACGUCAGCUUCUCCAAUAGGGGCGGAGCAUCACCCGGGGGCACUGGAGCAAAAGCACAACCUAACAUGGGAACCAGGCCAAAGGUUUUGGAUGCUAAUUUCGAUGACCUGCUCUGUGGUCAGGGCUUUGCCGGGGGCAAGGACAAAAAAGGGCCAAAAACCAUAGCAGAGAUGAGAAAAGAAGAGAUGGCAAAAGAGAUGGACCCAGAGAAACUUAAGAUCCUUGACUGGAUUGAAGGGAAGGAGAGAAACAUCAGAGCAUUGCUCUCCACCAUGAACACAGUGCUUUGGGAGGGGGAGACACGCUGGAAAACUGUAGGCAUGGCUGACCUCGUCACACCAGAGCAGGUGAAGAAGGUUUACCGCAAAGCUGUGCUGGUGGUACACCCUGACAAGGCUACUGGCCAGCCAUAUGAACAAUAUGCCAAGAUGAUUUUUAUGGAACUUAAUGAUGCCUGGUCAGAAUUUGAAAGCCAAGGACAGAAGGCACUAUACUGAGACUUAAAAUCCAGAAGGUCAUCAAGGAAGACCCCAAAUCUAAAUAUGAUCGCAACCAGUCAACAGCUCCUUCCCACUUCAGAUGUCCCGCAACCCACCACAGCCCAUGAAACGCAUCUUCUGCCCCACCUCAACAUGUCACCUCCAGUAUAGUUGUUUGUCUCUCUAUCUAUUUAUCAGGUCAGAUCAUGCACUAAGCCAACCUAACCAAUGUUUUGAGAAGACCGCUAUUUAAAUAAUAGCAUUCGACUUUAUUCCAUAGCAUUUGAUCGCUGCAUAAAGUCAAGGUUGUGUCUUUAAACAGCUGUUAAAUAUAUCUGUAAAGUCAUCUCGGCCAUUGUUGAAUAUCUGAUAGAAAUGGAUAGAAUCUAAUAGAAAGAAGUACAAAUGCAGAGGAAUCUCGGAUGAGAGGUGAAGCACUUUAACAAAUAGAAAAACGUAUCCAGAUUCUCUAGGAUCCAUUUUUCAAAACACCUGUGAAAUAUGUAAGUGGGUCUCAGGUUUUUCCACUCCAGAGGUAAGAGGUUUAGGCAAAUAUGCACGAAUGAAAGAACACUUUUGAAGCCUUGCAUCAAUGUCUUGUAUCAUGUAACGUUAUUCUUUCGAAAGCUAGGAGUUUUACCAGUAGCCGUGCAUUGGAGUACAUACGUUUUUAGUGGGUAAAAGCACAAGGAAAAGACUAAGAAAUGUGCAUCAUGCAGCUAAUAAUGUACUGUUCCUUCUGAAUCUGUGUUUGCGGGUUGUCAGACUACAUUUAAAAAACAUUGAAUUUGAUCAGUGAAAAGCAGCAGAUGUACUUAGUAGAUUACUGAUCUGUCUGUAUAUGUUGCACUACAGUUUUCGAACAUGAACGGUUAAGAAAAUUUGUUUAUUUAUGUGGUAAAGUAGAUAGUAUGAAAAUGCAUCUUGAAGUAACUCGACAAGGCUUCCAUUCUGAUCUACUGUAUACAAGAUGAACUCUUAAUAUCGUCUCAACAUACACAAUUUAUGUUAACCUGAUGUAAUAUAUUUUUUAACUGGUUAACGGUGCCCUAAUGAAUUAAUCCCAUUCAUACAACAAUAUGUUUUUAACUUAUUUAAAUACAGAAACUGUUGCUUUUUUCAAGUACUUUUGUCUGCAUUCCACAGACUAUGUUUACUGAAUUGAAUUUGCGCAGUGCUUUUCGACUAUGUUCAUUUAUUCUGGAUUCUGCGUUUUUGAUGAGACUACUCAUAAAGAAUGUUAUUGAAAAUGGUUAAAAAAUGACAUCGUUUCAUUGAUCCAUAGGUGUCUUUUAAACCGAUUGAACAUAUCAUGUGGACCAUAACGUUCAUAUUUUCAACAGCUGGUUUUCCAUAUGAACUCUCAUUAACAUUAGGCAACAGCAGUGGAUCGAUCUUCAAAAUCCAGCUCUGUUUCGCCCAUCUUGGCAUCCACGUAAUGUACUGCAUGUUCGACUGUAAGCGGCACAUAGUCCAGCCGAAGUUUCUAGAGUGUUCAGCCACUAAUCUGCCCUUUCUCUUCUCAGUAUAUUUGCACUUGAAUGGCAUUAGGUAAAUACAGCACACACUUGUGCCGAAACUUGCAGUACCUGCUGUACAUCUCAUUCAUGCUUUCUCUUUUUGUGCUUUGGAUCACACAGUGAUCUGUUUGCCGUCAAUGAUCUUUCCCUUCAUACAGACCAGUGCUGAAGACUUCAAUGCACAUAAUGGAUAAAGACAACUAUCUUGAACUGAUGAUGCCGUGUAUCCACAAUGGAGCCCCAACCCUUGUGAACUGAGCUGUUUAGCUACAAACUUAGGAUAUCAUAUGUUCAAAAGCUAACCUCUGUAUACAGUAGUGAAUGUGUGGUGUUCUCAAUAAUGAUGUUCUCUGUAAGGAAGUGAUAAGAUUUGGAUACAGCUCUGUGUUUGUCUGCUGUAUCAGUAUUAUUGUGAGAUAAAUUUGUUUUGUGUCUUUUUUUUUGUUCUCCGUAUGGAUCUGUAUAUAUGAUGAUGUGUGUUGCGCAAAUAAAUGGGAAACAAAACGUG